Molecule: messenger RNA, 3492 nt
Organism: Armigeres subalbatus
Lineage: Eukaryota; Metazoa; Arthropoda; Insecta; Diptera; Culicidae
Gene: Patr-1
Product: protein PAT1 homolog 1
Exons: 3
Coding region: 649-2898 (749 amino acids)
Biological process (GO): P-body assembly; deadenylation-dependent decapping of nuclear-transcribed mRNA
Cellular component (GO): P-body
Molecular function (GO): RNA binding
Source: RefSeq, a predicted model, not a curated record
UCAGUGUACAUCCGUACAAGCCGGAGCACAAAAGUGCCUUUCCUUAAACUCUCUUACGAGACUUUUCAAUUUCUAUUUGAACUCUAGGAACAGCGCCACGAAUGAAUGAAAAAACUAGCCAAGUGAUUAAUACUUAAGAUUGAAAUGCUGUAAUUUAUAAAAUGGUUCGUUUGCAUUUGUGAACUAAAUCGGAUGCCAACACUUCCCAACUCUGGCAUCGCAGUGUCCUCGCCGUCAUCAUCGACAUCGAAUGACGGGAUAGCGAAUGCUGUGGAAAACGUCAAAAUGUAAAUUGAACAUUGCUCCAUCUCAUCACUGUGUAAAAUAUUGUGCUUUUCCGAUUGUUGAAUUCUUAAGUUAUUUCACAUUUUCGCCCACGGCCAGGACCCGAAAGAUUAAAUCGUUUCAGCAGCCGUGUCGCGUCGGUAUUUCGCGAUAAAAGUGCCAAAAGGCUCCUCCAAUCGCGGAAUCAGUUCUUGUUUCUAUUUCCCUACUGCUGAUUUGGUGACAGGUGCUGUUGCCUGAAGAAAGAGGAAAAGGACGACCGCCAAGACGUGGAAAAUCACGUAAACAAAGCCACAAUAGGGCGCGAUUCGACACCAUCACUGUUGACCACUAGCGCCGGUUCCUUUGUCAACAUUCCCAACCAUGACGGACUCCUUUUUCGGCUUCGACACCUCACUCCCGGUGGAGGAUGACGGCGGUGGAGGAAUUGGAGAAGCUUUGGACGAGUCCGAGGAGGAAUAUGAUGCGCUCAAUGAUGAGACUUUUGGGAUGGCCGCUCGGGAAGGAGACUGGGAGGGAUUGCACGAGGAUUUGGUACGGUUGGAUCAACGGGAAGGAGGCGAUGGCGACUCUGGCCCGGAUUCCGAUUUGGACAUCAAUUUCUCCAGCGUGCGAAUCGAUAAUCUGGAGAUGAAUGAUGACAAUGAGUCGGAGGCGCGUCUGCAGCUAGACCCGAGCGUAUGGACUAUGCCAAGUAAACCAGCAACUCCGAGACCGCUUCCUUUGAGUACCACAGCUCCAAGAGCUAUUGGGCAAGCAUCCGUAUCGUUUCCCGGAUUUCCCCCAAACUUUACGCUACCUAACCCUGCCCAGAUGCGGAUUUGCUCGGUUGAAGAAAUCGAGCAGAACAUGAUCAAGCAGCAAGCCCAACAAAUGCAGCAACACCCGCUGGUGCCGCCACGUCCUCCUCCACAACAGCAAGUGAACCUUCAACAACAAUACCAUCAAAAUCUAGGACUAGCUCGUCCUCCGCCAGGUUUCCCCGCUCCACCUGCGAUGAUGGGUCAACCUCCACUGACGAUUCCGGUAAAUUUCCCUCCACCGAUGAAUAUGGGACCACCGCCACUGCACUUGCUUCAGACGAAUAUCCCUCCACCAGGAACUGGUCCACCGUUGUUUCCGUUGAAUGUGCCUCCGCCGAAUUUUCAGGAGCAGCAAAACCAUGCAAACUUCAAUCAACGCCUGGUGCAAGAAAUUCAGCAGAAUCAUCCCUUGCUGAGCCAGCAUCGUCACCACCAACAACAACAUCAGCAGAAUCGCUACCAGCAGCACAACAAUCGUCAGAAUUACCAUCAACAGCAUAACCAGAAUCGGCAUCAAAACGGUAAGUUCAACCGAUCCGGAGAAUAUGACGAGUAUGCGAACUUGAUGAGUGAAAGGGACAAACAGUGGCUGCUGGGAAUACAACUGUCUCAGCUCAACAAAGACACUCCCUAUUUAAACGAUUAUUAUUUUUGCGUGUUUCGUGACCGGAAGGAACGCCAAAAAGGUGAAAAUGAACGGGAGAGUAAAGCGCACAAAGACAACACGUUCUAUCAUCCCUUCACUCAGCAAAUGCUGCAGCGCAAUGGACUUAUCGGUCGAGAAAGAAGAAACUCGGAGAAAAGUCAGGAUAUCAAAGAAGUACCGGCUAGAAAUUACACUCCGCUGCAAUUCGAAAACUCUCUUGGAAAACUACAGUGCGGCAGUGUCACCGCUCCAAGAAAGAUCAUCGAUCAAGAUGUGGUAGCCGAAACGUCAACAAAUACAGGCACUGCAGUUUCUUCGGAAAUACUUUCUCAGCGAAAGUCGAGACAAAUUUUAUUGCAUGUUGAAAGUCUAUACAAAAUAAUGCUGAAAAUGGAAGACUUGAGCAAUCCAUUGGCAAUCGAGGCCAAGCAAUUGCUCAAAGAGAAGAAAGAGCGCGAACGUCUUAUAGCCCUUGAGCGGGGCCAACAGGUUGACGAGCAGAAUAACCUCACCGUGAAUGGAUCCGAUGGCUCACAUGAAGCUCUAGAAGACACAUUUGAUACUAUGUUGGAAAAACUUCUUACAGGACUCUCUCCGGAGGGAGUUCUCAUGACACUGUCCGUGAGAAAAGGAAAACUUUUGUUGAAGCGCAUUCAAGUAAUUGUCAAGGAUCACCCAUUCCGUUGGAUCCUUUGGUGUACAAUUCUAACUUCCUUGCCCCUGCUCCCGAAGCGGGACCGUGACGAUCCCGAAGGUCUUUUGAGCCCUCUCUUCGCUCAACUGGAAAGCCAUGUACAAUACUCAACUAUUAAGGAAUUGCUUCCAGUCUUGGACAUCUUUCUGAACUCGGACAAGCUGCUCCCGCUGGUGCCCAAGUGUAAAUUCCUUUUGACGACCGUGUUGACCUUGAUCGAUCGCCUGGAGCACUUCCACACAACUCCGGGGCUGGAGCUGCCUACCGAAACGAUCGAACGAUGGAAGACAUUCCUCAAGGAACUAUCCAUAGCGGUCGGCAGCGUGGGAAUGGGACCGCAAAAGGUUCUGCUCAAAUUGGACUCCAACUGUAAAAUCCUUCGCACGCUUAGGAAUCACUUUCAGCGAUAUCCGGCGCUGGAGCUGGAGCUGAAACUAUUAGCGCUCAUCUCCAUCGAGGAUAAAAAAUAACCGCUCGGACGAGUGGACCUGCAUGAUAGGUAUAAAAUAACAAAUUUUGCUUUUAAUUUUAUUUUCUCUUAAUUCAACUUGUAAAAAAUUUCGAAAGUUUUCCCGUUACUUAUUAGAACGGAGGGUCAAAAAGGGAACCUGUUGCAUUUUCCAUCUCAUGUUUUCAUAUUCCACUUAUAUCGAAAAAAAAUACGGCAUAAAUUUAUUCGUUUUAUUUUCAUGUGUGCUCGCAGAUGUAAAAAUUUCAAACUAAAAACGAGUCAUUUUGCUUUUUUUGUUUUCCAUGGCAAGAAUGUGGGAAUCCAUGAGAUGAAGAACCGAAACAGUUACCCUUUGGUUGCAAGAAAAUGUGUAGAACUGAAAAUGACGAUUUUCAAAGUUUUAGGUAGUAAAUAACCAUUUUUAAUGUGAGAAAACAAGUGUAAAAUGUUAGCAUGAUGAAACUGGCAAGUUAUUAGAUCAAAAAAUCUUUUUUUUAUCACAGUUAUUCCCUUCAUUGUGACUUUUUUGUUUAUUGUAUCUUUCAUAUAUAAUCCCUUAAAUACUAUAUAAGCAUAUCCAAUAAUAAUUAUUAAAGUGGAUUCUGUAAGGACA